This is a messenger RNA of Hippocampus zosterae (dwarf seahorse), 4267 nucleotides long. RefSeq names its product zinc finger protein 235-like. The record is from RefSeq and is a predicted model, not a curated record. The transcript is spliced from 3 exons. The coding region runs from base 145 to 1257 and encodes 370 amino acids. Gene Ontology annotation, biological process: regulation of transcription by RNA polymerase II. NCBI's taxonomy places the organism in Eukaryota, Metazoa, Chordata, Actinopteri, Syngnathiformes, Syngnathidae. Gene Ontology annotation, molecular function: DNA-binding transcription factor activity; RNA polymerase II cis-regulatory region sequence-specific DNA binding.
GUCAAAUGUUUUCGUCCUUCAAGGCGUCCCGUCGACGCCUCAAAAUUGGAGGAUGUUUUACGCAUGCGCAGUAACCCGCAACGCUCAACUUCCCAACAAAGCUAACCAGAGCAGAAAGCUACCGCGACUGCGUCAAAAAAAAAUAUGUGUAAAGUCCGAAUUUUAAGAACGUUGAUGAAGCAGCGACUAAACGUGGCUGUCGAUGAGAUAUUUGAACUGUUUGAGAGAACCAUAGCGGAGUACGAGGAGGAGCUUUGUCGGACCAAAGAGGAAAAAGAGCGACAAGGCGAACUACUGCACGCUGUUCUCAAACCUCAUGUUCCACUACACAGAGCAGUCAUCCCAACAUCCCAUCUGCAUUUGCUUCCCUCGUCUGGCGAAGACAUUCAACAGAUGUCGGCGGAUAGUCAAGAAGAAAAGCAGCAGGAGGAGGAGACGGCAGAGCCCCCCCACAUUAAGGAGGAGGAUGGAGAGUCGCUUCAAAACCAGAAAGGCGAUGGUGAUAUCAACAUGUUCGUAUGGACUGGUGUCCACAUAAAGUCCGAAGUCGAUGAAGGUCAAUCGUCACAGCUUCGUGACACUCCCCAUGAGAAUUUAAGUCAACGCGCGAUAACAGAAAGUGUUGGAGUAAGCUGUGAAGCGUCACAGACAGGCUACAUUGCUCCACUCUCAGAUAUGGAUGACGUGUCAAACUCCUCUGACACUGAUCAUAGCGACACCGAACCUUUGGAGACUCAAAACAAAUCGAAAGGCCGUUUAAUGCAUCACGCCAUCCGCAAUAAAUUCAACUGCUCUCAAUGUGAGAAAAAGUUUGCCAACAAAAGAGCGUUGAAAAGUCACGCGGUAUCGCACAUGGGAGUGAAACCUUUCGCUUGCUCCCUUUGCGAGAAAAGAUUCUCCUUCAAACGGAAUGUCAAAAGACACAUGAGAAGGCAUACGGGGGAGAAACCCUUUACAUGCUCCGUUUGCGCACGAAGGUUUCACGACAAAGACGACAUGAAGACACACAUGACGAUACACACUGGUGUGAAACCUUUCCCGUGCGCGGUUUGCGGCAAAACGUUUUCUCGUCAGUCGUAUUUGCGGACGCACAUAAGAACGCACACCGGGGAGAAGCCCUUUACUUGCGCAGUUUGUGCGAAGCGCUUUGCUCGUACGACGUCGCUCAAAAGACAUGCGCAGAAACAUGCGGCGGAGAAACCUUUCGGCUGCUCCGGUGAACGCGUGACCCAACAGAAACUGACGGGGAAUACUUGAACUGCUCUGAAUGUGUCAAAAUGUUUUGAAAACACCUAGCAUUUGAAAAUAAAAAUAAUAUAAUUGUGUUUUUCUUUUCUUUUCUUUUUCAAAAUUGUAUUCCACUACACUGUGAUUGUUGCUUUGAAUUCAACAAAUUGUUUCGUCCCACUAUUUAAGUUGGUUAAUAGUGUAUGGGUUGAUUGGUUCUCUAUGGGCGGCCCACGUACUAUUGUUACUCUAAUUGGCUUUUUUUAACUUAAAAAUUGGAUAAGUGUUGGUUUUGUACUUGUUGCCUCAUCUUUCCACACAGUAAAUCAUACAUAGCAAUAGCAGUGAACAGUAAGGUGUUUAUAAUGACUUAUUAUUCAAGACAUCCUUAGUUUUAUAUAAAAUAUCUUGAAUUGUUUUCUACAUCUUGGAUUUCAUGUUUUUUUAAGAUUUUCAACAUAGUCUAUGAUUAAUUGUUACCCCAAGCAAUUUAUUUGAGUGAUAAUUUCUUGAAAUCAAAACAUUUUUUCAUUAUAUUUUAUUUGUAUUUCACAGCACCUGUUCAGACGCUAUUGUAGGGUUAUUGUUUUUUUUUCCUGAACUGUAAGGUGUUAUUUCAUCAACAAGUUAGACAUAUUUUAAGACUAUGGAAUCAUUGCUGAUGUCAUUCAGCUAUCAUAAAUUAGGGCCCAGCACAGAUCAUUGGGGACCCCCGUAAGUGAUGUUUAAUUGAGUUUUUGUUAUGAAAUUGUACGUAUUAAAAACUGUUAUCCAAGUAACUUGUCAUCCACUUGUAUGCCAGGUCGUGUGCCACAUUCUAUAAUUUGUUGUAAAAUAUUGUAAAAUAUAAAAUUUAUGAUGAUGCAGUGAAUUCCACACAUUAUAAAAUAGGAAAGCACCCUACUGGCAAAUGUGAUGUGUGUGGCCAGCAAGAGACUGUUUGGCAGGUGCUCGUAGAAUGCUGAUCUUAUGAUACGGAAAGAAGCCAAUUGAUAACUUUGACAACGUAACAAUUGUGAAACAUAAUAAACUUACAUUAAGUACUGAGAAUCGACCUGGAACUGCAUCAAUAACCAAAAUUCAGAAUCGGUCAUUUAAUGGAAACGAGAUAAAUAAGUAGGAUUUGCAGCUCUACACUCCGGUCCAGUAGGUGGCGCUAUAAUGCACCAAACGCUGCUUUGCCAACCAAUAAAUGAGCUACGCCAGAAGAAGAACAGGAUUCGAGCUAAACGUUUCACGGGAUCUCGAGGACCCGAAUUGAGAAACGGCGUUGCUUUUAUUGAAACGUUCCUAUUCUAACGGCACGUCUUUUGUCUGAUUGACCCAAAAAAAACAUUUCAAUUGCCCUUUCCCAACGCCAACUUAGCGUACGCAUCGCGAGAGGCGCUGAAAUUCACGACCCGGUCCAUCAAGUCAGCUCGCGGGUUUGUUAAAAAUGUGCAAAGUGAGACUUCUGAGAACGUUGGUGAAGCAGCGACUAAACGUGGCCGUCGAAGAGAUCUUUGAACUUUUUGAGAGAACCAUAGCGGAGUACGAGGAGGAACUUUGCCGGAGCAGAGAAGAGAACGGGCGACAACGUGAACUACUUCACGCUGUUCUCGACCCUUGCAUUGUACUAAAAAAAACAGAUAAGCAGAAGAUGUUGAAGGAAGAGGUUCUAUCUAAGGAGCCAGCAGAGCCGCCCCGCAUCAAAGAGGAUUGGGAACAGCCCCAAGAUCUGAAGGAGGAGGGUGACAUCCACAAAGCCGUAUUAACUGCCGUUGAUAUUCAGAGAGAAGAGGAUGAAGCCCGGCCCUCCCAGCUUCAUCACAGUCAAAGUGAGGAGACGUCAAGCGCAUGCACAACAACAGAAGCCAAUGGAGAACUCUGUGAAGACCUCCUCUCGGAACCAGACUCCCUCUUUGCUCCAAUAUCAGAUACGGACGACAUUUUGUCAAACUUGUCUGGCACCGAUGAUAGUUGCCGGUCCCCAAAAGGUUUGAAGAUGAAAAAGAAGUGUAAAAUCGAUACGACACGGGGCGAUGAUUGCAAGCCAUUCAAAAACGGAACGAAGGCAAAAUAUCAGUGCUCUGAAUGUGGGAAAUAUUGUAAGAAUCCGUCCCGUUUGAAAACGCACAUGUUGACGCACACUGGAGAGAAACCUUUCGCUUGCUUGGUUUGCGGUAAACGAUUCUCCAUCAAGCAGAAUAUGAAAAGACACGUGGCGAUCCAUACGGGGGAAAGGCCUCAUUCCUGUUCGAUUUGCGCUAAAGGAUUCUACCAGAGGUUUUACCUGGACCGACACAUGCUCGGGCACUCGGACGAGACAAACAAACCGUUUAAAUGUUCUGUGUGCGCGCUACGUUUCGUCAAUAGACGUGCGCUCAACGGGCACAUAAGAUUGCACACUGCGAAGAAGCAUUCAGCCUCUAUCAGCACCAGAGAGGUUUGUUGGUCAAGCGGUUUAUCAAUCAAAUCGAGCUGAGUUUCGCGCAGUUUAUGAAUGUAAACAAAGAACCGUCAUUUACCAACAAAUGAAAAAGGCUGCAUGGAACUGUUUUGUUUCUUACUUCGGGAUCGUAACAUUUUCUGUAAUUUGUUCAGGAUUCUACGUUUAUUUGGAUUACUGUUCCCCCCUGCUGUUAUUUAUAUAUAUAUAUUUUUUAAUUUUAUUUUAUUUUGCAUUGAGUGGCAGGAACUUGACAUCAGUUAGUUUGACGAAAAGAGACAAGGUGCAGAUGGCACCAGCUAUGAUUUCUUUACACUAGUCCUGAAUUAAAGUCUGGAAGCCAAAACUGUAUAUGGUAAAGAUUCAUGCUAUAUUUUAUUGCGAUGCAUCUAAGUAUUGUUGUACGCUGUGUACAACAAACAAAAAUGUUCAUUCAUGAUGCACGGGUGGACAAUAAAAGUUUGGAUGACAGCUCAAGUCUUUUUGAACUAAGAAGACAAACUUUAGGAGCGGCUUCAGUACAUCUACGUUCAGACUGAAAGGUGGGACGGAGCUCUGUGGUGACCAGGGGUUAUCGUGCAAUGCUUCAAAAAUAAACGCAACUCCAAUGUU